AUGCCGCCCAAAUUCACACCGCGUCUGCGAAAGCAGAGGCAUCGUCAAAACCCAGCCGGGGAGUCUGCCGAUACAAAUGCUGCUCAGCUCGAACCCGUCUCCAAGGAUGAGAAAGAAGCGCGCCGACAGAAGCUACAAUCGGAGCUACGAGAACAACACACCAAUAUGUCCUCAAAGAAACAAAAACGUUUGGAUAAGUACAUUGAAAACAAACUCAAGAAGGAAGAGAACAUUGAGCUGCUGAAGAAGCUGGCGAAAUCAUCGGUCGAUACCUCGGGCCUUCAAAGUUCCAGAGAUUUGUUCAAGCGCAAGAGACAGGAGGACGACGUACCCGCAGCCGCCGAUGCUGCGCCGAGACGCAAUGCGCACGCAGACCUCUCCGGGGAUGAGAGCGACGAUUCCGAUAUUCACCUGAAGGUGUCUGACCCCAGAACGGACCCGGUGGUGGAACAACAGAAACAGGCAGAAAUAGCCGCUGGAAGUGGCUUGAAGCGGCCACUUGAGCUUGGAGCUGAUGGGUUCCCAGUGAUGAAGAAGAGGAAGCGCGCACCAAAGAAGAAGAAGAAGGCUGCGCCAGCUCCAGCGAAAGCAGAGGUUGCAUGGGAAGGCUUCGACUCGGGUGAUGAGGACGAGGAGGACGAUGAAGAUGAGGAUGAGGAGGAUGAGGAUGAGGACCAGGAUGAUUCGGCCGAAUCUGGCAGUGAUAUUGAACAAGGCUCUGAAGACGAGGACUCCGAAGGUACAUCCUCCGAAGGCUCUGAUGAUGAGGACGACGAGGAAGACUCGGAAGAUUCAGAAGACGAGGAGAUGGAAGACGCUCCUGUGCUCAAGACCCGCCAGUCCGCCUUCAAGUCCUGGGCCGUGCAACAAAUCAACGAAGUUUCGGGCUUCAAGCCAACGGAAGGUGCAGCAGUCACCCAAGAAGAGCAAGUGUUCGACCCGUCCAAGCUGCCGGCUCGUCACAACACUACAGAGGAGGAGCCUCUGCCUCGUGAACUGCAAAUCACUCAUGGCGAUCCCAACCGCAAAGCAUUCAGUGUGGCUGUCAACCGUUCGGAAGAGAUACAAGCUGCCCGUAUCGGACUUCCCGUUGUCGGUGAAGAGCAAAAGAUCAUGGAAGCCAUCUAUAACAACUCAGUUGUUGUCAUUUGGGGUGCCACUGGUUCCGGAAAGACAACACAGCUUCCUCAAUUCCUCUUCGAAUCUGGAUUCGGCUCUCCAGACAGCCCGAACCCGGGUCUCAUUGGUGUCACCCAACCUCGCCGAGUGGCCGCCGUGAGCAUGGCGAACCGUGUCUCUCAGGAGCUGGGUGAACAUGCCGAAAAGGUCUCUUACCAGAUCCGUUUCGAGUCCACGGCAUCGAAGAAGACUGCUAUCAAAUUCAUGACUGAUGGUAUUCUCCUGCGUGAGAUUGCGGAUGACUUUGCCCUCCGCAAGUACUCAAUCAUCCUUAUCGAUGAGGCUCACGAACGCAGUGUCAACACUGACAUCUUGAUUGGAAUGGUCAGCCGUAUUGUCGGGCUGCGCAAGUCUUUGAGCGAAGAGGACCCCUCUGUCAAGCCGCUGAAGGUCGUGAUCAUGUCUGCUACUCUGCGCAUCUCCGACUUUACCGAGAACCCCAGUCUCUUCCGCAGUGGUCCGCCUCCUUUGGUCCAAGCCGAGGGUCGUCAAUACCCUGUGUCCAUUCACUUCUCUCGGCGCACGCAGCGUGACUACGUGGAAGAUGCCUUCCGCAAAGUCUCCCGUGGACACCGCAAACUUCCACCCGGUGGCAUGCUCGUGUUCUUGACUGGACAGAAUGAGAUUCGGGAACUUUCCAAGCGCUUGAAGGGGGCUUUCAAGCCCACACAGCGUGAGGACACCACGCAAGCAAAGGUUCAGCUGUCUGCCAAUGAAGCGCCCUUGGAGGCAGAGGAUCUGGAGCUGGGUGGCACUGAGAUGGACAACGCGGGUGAAGAUGACUAUGACAGCGAUCUGGAGAUCACAGGCUUGGAUGAUCCUGAGGAAGAUGAGGGUUUCGACCUUGGCGAGGAGGCUAUGGACUCUUCCACUCGUGUUCACGUUCUGCCUCUUUACUCCCAACUGCCCACAAAAGAGCAGAUGAAGGUCUUCGAGGCGCCCCCAGAGAACUCCCGUCUUAUCAUUCUCGCGACGAACGUCGCGGAAACAUCCCUCACAAUCCCUGGUAUCAAGUACGUGUUUGACUGUGGCCGAUCCAAGGAGAAGCAGUUUGAUCUGUACACCGGUGUGCAGAGCUUCCAGAUUGGCUGGAUCAGCAAAGCCAGCGCAAACCAGCGAGCUGGUCGUGCUGGUCGAACAGGACCCGGUCACUGCUACCGGAUGUACUCUUCCGCGGUCUAUGAGGCGGAUUUCGCCGAAUACACAGACCCUGAAAUUCUCCGCACACCCAUCGAAGGCGUCGUCCUCCAGAUGAAGAGCAUGGGUCUACACAACGUCAUCAACUUCCCCUUCCCAACACCUCCAAGCCGCCAGGGUCUGGCAAAGGCUGAAAAGCUGCUCAAGAACCUCGGUGCUCUCUCUGCGGAGGGCCAAGUCACCCCGAUUGGCCGCCGUCUCUCAACAUACCCUCUCUCCCCCGUUUCACACGGUUGCAUGCCCUACGUGGUCGCCCUCGUCGCCGCUCUAGCUGUCGGCGACCUCUUCGUCCCUCAGAACCAACUGGACCCACCCAAGGCCCAGAAGAAGGACGACUCUGACUCCGACAGCGACACAGAGCGCAAAGUCUACACAAACGCCGACAGACUCGAAGACACAGAGCGCGAACAAAAGGCCAAAUCUCACGCCCGCGCCCACCGUCUUUUCUCCAAACACGACGACACCUCCGACGCCCUCAAAGCCCUCUCCGCAAUCUGUGCCUACGGCUACGCCUCCGACGGCGAUGCCUUCGCCGACCAGAUGUUCCUCCGCGGGAAGGCCUUCAAAGAAGCAACCCAGCUCCGCCGCCAACUCACCGACAUCGUCCGCUCCAACAACCCAGGCCUCGUCCCAGCCUACACACCCCGCCUCCCAGAGCCCUCAUCCAAACAAAUCAAAGCCCUCAAGCAAAUCGUCACAGCGGGUUUCAUCGACCAAGUCGCCAUCCGCGCAGACCUGGCCCCUGUCCCGCCCGAGAUCCCUCGCGCUCCCCGUCGCGCAAUCGACGUCCCAUACCUUACUCUCUUCCGAUCCCGAGAUGGGAAGGGAACGGACCUCGUCGAGCGUGCCGUCUACGUGCAUCCGUCUUCGCUGCUCGCCAAGUUGACCCCUAAGGAAAUGCCUCAGUAUAUCACCUACUCGCAUCUGCAGCAGUCCUCUGCGUUGGUCGGCGAUCAGAUUCCGAAGAUUAGGAUGUUCCCGCUUGUUGCGCCUAGCGGCCUGCAGCUUUCUGCUAUUGCGCACGAUACGCCGCUUAUUGAAUACGGCAAGCCUAUUGGAAAAGCGGAUGCCAUUGAGGGUGUCCCACCUCGUAGAUCUUGCUGGGUCAUUCCCUCGCUGGUUGGCGAUGCGGGUAACUCGGGGUGGCCGAUGCCUGCUAAAAAGGUCCUGCAAAAAAAGGACCCGAAGGAAGGAUGGGUGAUUGAGAAGUUCGUCGCAUGA
Messenger RNA from Penicillium brevicompactum, 3597 nucleotides. Its product is annotated as ATP-dependent RNA helicase ECM16. Gene Ontology annotation, molecular function: ATP hydrolysis activity; ATP binding; RNA binding. NCBI's taxonomy places the organism in Eukaryota, Fungi, Ascomycota, Eurotiomycetes, Eurotiales, Aspergillaceae. Gene Ontology annotation, cellular component: intracellular anatomical structure; nucleolus. Gene Ontology annotation, biological process: maturation of SSU-rRNA from tricistronic rRNA transcript (SSU-rRNA, 5.8S rRNA, LSU-rRNA). The transcript is spliced from 3 exons. The record is from RefSeq and is a predicted model, not a curated record. The coding region runs from base 1 to 3597 and encodes 1198 amino acids.